Mycotypha africana is the source of this 1547-nucleotide messenger RNA. RefSeq names its product serine hydroxymethyltransferase. The transcript is spliced from 2 exons. Gene Ontology annotation, biological process: tetrahydrofolate interconversion; L-serine catabolic process; folic acid metabolic process. Gene Ontology annotation, cellular component: cytoplasm. Lineage: Eukaryota; Fungi; Mucoromycota; Mucoromycetes; Mucorales; Mycotyphaceae. The coding region runs from base 10 to 1413 and encodes 467 amino acids. The record is from RefSeq and is a predicted model, not a curated record. Gene Ontology annotation, molecular function: serine binding; cobalt ion binding; glycine hydroxymethyltransferase activity.
CAAAUCACAAUGACCGCUGGAACUGUCCUCCCUUGGAACACCUGUCUUAACACCACUUUGGAAGAAGAAGAUAAGGAAGUUUUCCAAAUUGUCGAAAAUGAAAAGUUACGACAAUGGUCUGGCUUAGAACUUAUUGCCUCUGAGAAUUUUACCUCUCAAGCUGUCAUUGAAGCCAACGGUACACCAUUGACAAAUAAGUAUUCUGAAGGUCUUCCCGGUGCUCGUUAUUAUGGUGGCAACGAAUACAUUGAUGAACUUGAAGUCCUCUGUCAGCAGCGUGCUUUGGCCGCUUUUGGUUUAAACCCUGAGCAAUGGGGUGUUAAUGUCCAGCCUUAUUCAGGUUCCACUGCUAAUUUUGCUGCAUUAACCGCCUUGAUUAAGCCAGGCGACCGUCUUAUGGGUCUUGAUUUACCUUCUGGUGGUCACUUGACCCAUGGUUAUCAAACUGCCAAAAAGAAGGUCUCUUCUUCAUCCAUCUACUUUAAUUCAAUGCCUUAUCAAGUGGAUUCUGAAACUGGCUUAAUUGAUUACAAACGUUUGGAACAAAAUGCUGCCUUAUUCCGUCCUCAAUUACUCAUUUGCGGUGCUUCUGCUUAUCCUGCUGAAUGGGAAUAUGAUACUAUGCGCAAGAUUGCUGAUCAACACGGUGCUUACCUCAUGUGUGAUAUGGCUCAUAUUUCUGGUUUGAUUGCUGGUAAAGAAGCCUUGUCUCCUUUCGACUACUGUGACAUUGUUACCACAACCACUCAUAAGACACUUCGUGGGCCUCGUGCCGGCUUGAUCUUCUUCCGUCGUGAUAAAAAUGAUCAACUCGAAUCUCGUGUCAACCAAGCUGUUUUCCCUUCAUGCCAAGGUGGUCCCCAUAACAACACUAUUGCUGCAGUUGCCGUUGCCUUGAAGCAAGCGGCUUCUCCCGAGUUCAAACAAUACGCCAAGCAAGUCUGUGCUAAUGCCAAGAAGCUCGCUGAAACUCUUACUGGUUACGGAUACAAGUUAGCUACUGGCGGUACCGUUAACCAUUUAGUUCUUUGGGACUUAAAGCCUCAAAAAUUGACCGGUUCUAAGAUCGAACGCAUUUGUGAUAUGGUUCAUAUUACCAUCAAUAAAAACUCUAUUGCUGGUGACAAGUCCGCUGUCACACCUGGUGGUGUCCGUCUUGGUACAUCUGCUUUGACUUCUCGUUCUUUGAAAGAAGAAGAUUUCGUCAAGGUCGCUGAGUUCCUUCACAGAACUGUUCAAAUUGCUGCUGCUGUUCAAGAAAAAUGUGGCUCCAAAAUGAUGAAAGAUUUUGUUGCUGCUUUAGAAGGUAAUGAAGAAAUUGCUCAAUUGAAGAAGGAAGUCAUUGAGUUUGCUCGUAGUUUCCCUAUGCCUGGUUUCGAUCCCUCUAAGAUUAAGGCCACUGUUACCAUUUAAGAGUUUAUUUUAACGCACCAAUUCUAAAACCAUCUCUUUCCUUCUACAUCUAUACUUCGUAUAUAAUAUGUUUAAUAUCCCUUGAAAUCUAUCUAUUUGCAUGUUCAACACUUUCCAAAAAUAUUUCCCUUCAC